AUGAAGAGCGGCGUGUGUCUGUGCGUGGUGAUGGCAGUCCUGGCCGCAGGCGCCCUGGCGCAGCCCGUAGUCCCUGCAGAAGGUACGGACCCCGUGGAGCAGCGGGUGGAGGAGGCUCCCCGAAGGCAGCUGAGGGCUGUGCUCCGAACGGAUGGCGAGCCUCGAGCGCGCCUGGGAGCACUGCUAGCUCGAUACAUCCAGCAGGUCCGCAAAGCUCCUUCUGGCCGCAUCUCCAUCCUUAAGAACCUGCAGAACCUGGACCCCAGCCAUAGGAUAAGUGACCGGGACUACAUGGGCUGGAUGGAUUUUGGCCGGCGCAGUGCCGAGGACUAUGAAUACCCAUCGUAG
This is a messenger RNA of Apodemus sylvaticus (European woodmouse), 348 nucleotides long. RefSeq names its product cholecystokinin (gene Cck). Gene Ontology annotation, cellular component: axon; extracellular region. Gene Ontology annotation, molecular function: neuropeptide hormone activity. Gene Ontology annotation, biological process: digestion. The coding region runs from base 1 to 348 and encodes 115 amino acids. The transcript has 2 exons. The record is from RefSeq and is a predicted model, not a curated record. Lineage: Eukaryota; Metazoa; Chordata; Mammalia; Rodentia; Muridae.